CAAAAUGCGUAACUGCGGAUUCACGUGGCUCCGUUCCCAUUAGCAACCUGAGGCUUCUAAACAACCUCCAUUCCUUCCAGCGGUCUGCGGUCCGGUAGCCGUUGUUGGGCUCAGGCUGGGCACGUCCUAGCCUGCCCUCGCUGGCUCCUUUAGGCUUGUGACUCCCGCUCGCCACCAUGGCAGAAUUGGGCCUAAAUGAACACCAUCAAAAUGAAGUUGUUAAUUAUAUGCGUUUUGCUCGUUCCAAGAGAGGCCUGAGACUCAAAACUGUGGAUUCCUGCUUCCAAGACCUCAAGGAGAGCAGGCUGGCGGAGGAGACCUUCACGGCGGACGAGGUGGCAGACGUGCUGAGCGGGCUGCAGACCGUGGUGCACAGCGAGGUGGAGUCCGAGCUCAUCCACACGGCGCACACCAACGUUCUGCUGCUGCGCCAGCUCUUCGAGCAGGCUGAGCGCUGGUACCUCAAGCUGCGGACCGACGUCUCGGAGCUGGAGAACAGAGAAUUAUUAGAACAAGUUGCAGAAUUUGAAAAGGCAGAGUUUACAUCUUCAAGAAAAAAGCCCAUCAUAGACACCGCAAAGCCGAAACUUGUUCCUCUGAACGAAGGUGGAACAGCAGAGCUCCUAAACAAGGAAAUUUUAAGACUUCAAGAAGAGAAUGAGAAGUUGAAGUCAAGGCUGAAGACGAUUGAAACGCAGGCUACGAAUGCCUUGGACGAGAAGGCGAUGCUGGAGCGAGCGCUGCAGGAUUUACAGCUGGACAAGGGGAAGCAAGAGGACUUAAUAAAAGCACAAGACUUGAGCGACUUGGAAAACACGGUCGCAGCUUUGAAGAGCGAGUUUGAGAAGACGCUGAACAACAAGACGGAGAGCGAGAAGUCCCUGGAGGAGCACCUGGUGACGGCCAAGCACGAGCUGCUCAGGGUGCAGGGCCAGCUGAGCCUGGCGGAGAAGGAAUUGGAGAAGAAAUUCCAACAAACAGCGGCAUACCGGAACCUGAAAGAGAUGCUCACCAGGAAGAACGACCAAAUCAAAGAGCUGCGGAGGCGGCUGGCGAAGCACGAAGCUGAGGACUAGAAGCAGAAGAGCCCUCGUCUAGAAGCUGCCUCCCACCUCCGGAGCAUAUUACUGUCAUAUUCUUCCUCCUUAUUCCUCUGAUGUUUAGACUUUGCUUCCAUAUUUAGAACUCGAGUUCCUGUUCUCACUUGUCUAACUGAGAAGAGAAACACAGUGAUUCCAACCGGCUGUCGCCCGCCCAUCCAUCCCUGCCCCGUCCCGUCCGUCCGGGGUGCUGAGGACCCUUACGGUACAAAGCGUUUGGAGAGGGAAGAAGAGUCUCACCCUUUGGCAUUAGAAUAGGAGUUAGCGAGUUAAUAAUAUCUAUGCUUGUACAUUCCCCAGAGGUAAAAAUAAAUACUAGAGUUCUCGAAGGCA
Messenger RNA from Heterocephalus glaber (naked mole-rat), 1433 nucleotides. RefSeq names its product leucine zipper transcription factor like 1 (gene Lztfl1). Gene Ontology annotation, biological process: negative regulation of protein localization to cilium. Lineage: Eukaryota; Metazoa; Chordata; Mammalia; Rodentia; Bathyergidae. The record is from RefSeq and is a predicted model, not a curated record. Gene Ontology annotation, cellular component: cytoplasm.